Molecule: messenger RNA, 2508 nt
Organism: Grosmannia clavigera kw1407
Lineage: Eukaryota; Fungi; Ascomycota; Sordariomycetes; Ophiostomatales; Ophiostomataceae
Product: glucokinase regulator family
Exons: 8
Coding region: 1-2508 (835 amino acids)
Biological process (GO): amino sugar catabolic process; peptidoglycan turnover
Molecular function (GO): phosphotransferase activity, alcohol group as acceptor; carbon-oxygen lyase activity; ATP binding
Source: RefSeq, a predicted model, not a curated record
AUGACAGUCAAUCUGGCCACGCUACAGACGGAGCAGAAGAACUCGCGGACGACCAAUAUCGACACGGUCUCGUCGCUGGAACUAUGCCGUAAGCCGGUCGGCCCCUGCAUGCUGGACAUGGGGGGGGGGGAUGCUAAAUCGAGGCGUGUCGUUGUAGGAGUGAUCAAUGCGGAGGACCGAACGGUGGCCGAUGCGGUCGAGACGUGUCUGCCGCAGAUCGCGGCGGCCAUUGACGUGAGCGUGGCCCAUCUCCUGGCCGGCGGCCGGAUCGUCUACACAGGAGCGGGCACGAGCGGAAGGCUUGGCAUCCUUGAUGCAUCUGAGAUUCCCCCGACGUUUUCAUCGCCACCCGGCCAGUUUGUCGGCUUGAUCGCCGGAGGCGACCAGGCCAUCCGAAAUGCCGUCGAAGGUGCCGAGGACUCGGAGGCACAGGGCGCGGCCGACCUCGCUGCGCUGUCACCGCCGCUCAGCAAGCUGGACGUGCUCAUCGGCAUCGCCUCGUCGGGCCGCACGCCCUAUGUGCUCGGUAGCCUGAAGCACGCCCGGAGCGUCGGUGCGGCCAGCAUAGGGCUCGCGUGCGUCCGGCCGAGCGCCUUUGACGGCCAGUGUGACGUCCUGAUCGAGUGCGUGACUGGACCGGAGGUCGUCACUGGCAGCACCCGGCUCAAGGCAGGGACGGCGACGAAGAUGAUCCUAAACAUGAUCUCGACCGGGUCACAAAUCACCGUGGGCAAGACCUACGGAAACUUGAUGGUGGACCUGAAAAUGUCCAACGAGAAGCUGCGCGACCGGGCUCGCCGCGUGGUGCGGUCAGCCGUGCCAGACAACGCGGCCGUCAACGUGGAGCAGGAUGACGUGCUGGACGGGCUGCUUGCGCGGUGUGGCGGCGACGUCAAACUCAGCAUCCUCGUGGCUGCCCUGGGAUGCUCACCAGACGAUGGUCGGACGCAUCUGCAGGCCUCUGCAGGGUCGCUGAGACGGGCGCUCUCAGACGACAGGACCCGUAUCAGUCCCGUCCAGUUUAGCUGGACUAGUGCUGCUGUGUGCACCUCGACUUCGGGAUAUCCAGACACGGCCAUUUCUACGACCGGCAUUCUGACGAGUCAAGGAACAACUGCACCGCGCAUCAAGAUGGUCGUCCUCAAUGUCUUAGGGCUGAAUUGUGGCACGAGUGUUGACGGUAGGCUGCGGCCCAUUUUCUCCCGAAUGACAGACAGAGCGACUAACGAGCAGCCAGGCGUCGAUGUCGCCCACUGCCGGAUCUCGUCUGACCAGUCGCUGAGCGAUGUCCGGAUCGAGCUGCUGCAGUACACCGAGGUGGCGGUUGAUCCGGCGAUUCGAUCGCAGGUCCUGCGUCUAUGUCGGCCGAACCAGGCCGGCGCUGCGGCCACGUCCAUGGCCGAGGUGUGCGAUCUCAACUUCGCGUUGGGCCGAGAGUUUGCUCGCGCGGUCGAGCAGUCGGGCAUCGACCUGGCCGCCGUCGACCUGAUCGCGAGCCACGGUCAGACGCUCUGGCACGAGCCGGCGGCCGAGCACCGGUCGACGCUGCAGAUGGCCGAGCCGGCCGUGAUUGCACAGCAGACCAAGAAGACGGUCGUCUCGGGGUUCCGCGUCGCCGAAGUGGCCGCCGGUCGCCAGGGUGCACCGCUCUCGGGCUUCUUCGAGGCCUGUUUGCUGUCGGAGCCGGGCGUGACGCGGAAUCAAGCCAGAACCUCGGGGGGAUGGCCGACAGGAAACGCAACCGUUCUGCUGGACGCGACCAAGACCACCUCUACAGACCGGUCCUGCAGCUACUUUGCCUUUGACACCGGCCCCGGCAACGUCUUUAUCGAUGCUGCCAUGCGCAUCCUCACCGACGGCCGCCAGCAUUACGACCGCGACGGCGAGCUCGGCGCACGCGGCGAGGCGCAGAUCGACAUCGCCGACGUCGACGCGUAUCUCGCCAGCGAGCCGUACUUUGGCCGCCAGCCGCCCAAGACAACCGGCCGCGAGCUCUUCUCGGACGACGUGGCACGCGUCCUGGUCGAGCGGCUGCAGGCCCGCGGCCACUCGCCCGAGGCCAUCAUCGCCACCAUCACGCGCAUCACGGCCGAGUCGGUCGCUCGGGCCUACGAGGACUUUGUGCUGCCGCACUUGGCCGCCGGCGCCGUCAUAGACGAGAUCUACAUCUGUGGCGGCGGCGCCUACAACCCCAACAUCCUGCGCCAUCUGCAGGCGCGGUUUCCGCUCAGCCGGGUGGCCCGGCUCGACCAGGCGCCCACGCGGCUUGAGGCUAGCGCCAAGGAGGCAGUCCUGUUUGCCCUGCUCGGCUUCCUCUGCGUCUGCGGCCGCUCGGUGCCCGUAGCCGCUGACGCCGAGACUACGGAGCCGGCCAUUCUGGGCGUCGUCACGCCUGGCGACAAUUACCGCGACGUCAUGGCAGCUGUCGUCACGGAUCCGGCCUUUGGCCGCAGUAGCACACUCGGCCGCAUUCUCAUGGUCGAGCCGCGACAGGCAGAAGAGGCAUAG